Molecule: messenger RNA, 465 nt
Organism: Pocillopora meandrina
Lineage: Eukaryota; Metazoa; Cnidaria; Anthozoa; Scleractinia; Pocilloporidae
Source: the annotation of a GenBank genome assembly
AUGAACAUGCCUUGUUUGUCAAGAGCUGCUUACUACAAGCAAGUUGAUGUAAUUUUGGAAGCACUGGAAAGUGAAGCAAAAGAAGAACUAAAAGGUGCAGGCCAAAGGCUCUCAAAGCUAAUCAUGGAGGAAAAUGGCAUCUCAGACAGCACCACAAUAAUUGAUGCUGCUGUUAGCUUUGAUGGCACUUGGGCAAAAAAGAGGUUUCACAUCACUAACAGGUGUUGUUUUCGUCAUCUCAAUUGACACAGGAGAAGUUUUAGACUAUCACGUGAUGUCUAAAUCUUGCCGUAAGUGCUCCCUAAAGAACUCACAAUGUGAAGGGAAUGUGAAGAGUUUGAAGAAUGGAGGAGGGAGCAUGUUGCAUCUGGAGAUUGUGACAUCAACUUGAAGGAAGUUCACCUGCUAUGGAAGCAGAAGGAGCUUCUGUUCUUUGGAAUAGAUCCAUCGAACUUCAUAACAUGA